Molecule: messenger RNA, 1176 nt
Organism: Penicillium bovifimosum
Lineage: Eukaryota; Fungi; Ascomycota; Eurotiomycetes; Eurotiales; Aspergillaceae
Product: rRNA-processing protein LAS1
Exons: 4
Coding region: 1-1176 (391 amino acids)
Biological process (GO): maturation of 5.8S rRNA; maturation of LSU-rRNA
Cellular component (GO): preribosome, large subunit precursor; Las1 complex
Molecular function (GO): endonuclease activity
Source: RefSeq, a predicted model, not a curated record
AUGGCAAAAGUCAUUUUCACAGCUUGGAAAUCCAAGUCCCAGCUACUCCAAGUCCGAGAUGAAUUCUACCCUCCGCCCACCUACACAGGGCCAGAUCUGCGCUCUCACGGCUGUGCAGUGGUCGAAGCCUGGAAACUUCGCGGCAACGUUCCACACCACGUCGAAGCAACAGCGCUAUUAACAGAUGCAAUUCUGCACGACGACGCAGACAGGAAUUCCAUCUUCUCGAUUCGGGCUACGUAUUCUGCGGCGUUUUGUCGCUUCGUAACUGGCCUCGUAGAUACAAAAAUCCACGGCGUUCGAAGAACAAUGUUCCAACGUGCAACAGACCUGGGACUCCCAGCUUCCUUUGUGGAACUCCGCCAUGAAGCGACGCAUCGCGAGCCGCCGUCACUAAUUGUGCUACGCAAGGCUGCACAGCGCUCAUUAGAGUGGUUGUGGGUGAAUUACUGGGCUUUUGUCUCUGAUGAUGCUGUCGACGGUGGCUCUGAAGAGGCUGUUAGAGCAGCGAUAUCUGAGGCGUUGCAGCCGAUACUUGCUGUCGAGGAGAAUAAGAAUAUCUCCAAGAAGAAGAGGUGGGAACGGGCUGUUUCGGUUGCGUUGCGGCUUGUUGAGAUUUGUAAUGGGGCUGUUUGUGGGAGCAGGAUUUUGGCGAAUUUGCUUGUUGAGGGGGGUUUGUUGGUUCCUGGGGAUCGGGGACUCGGAGACUCCAUGACCGAAGCAUUUAAACGGUGGAAUCCCGUCCUGCAAAAAGUCGCAGAAAGUCAUCCAGCUUUCUUGAGACAGCUAACGGAAGACCUGGUCAACGAGCUUGCGUUCAAGAAUACCGAUGCUUCAGACACCAUCGGCGAAGCAUUGUACCUGUGGAUCGCGCAUAUUUUCACUUCUACAGCCUGGGAAUUCCACCGUCAAGCCUGUUCGCAGAGCUAUGUUCUGCGUGCUUGUGAUGAGAGUCCGCAUCAUUGGACGACGAUGCUGGGAGAGCAGGUGAGGAAGCAGGCUGGGAAAGCUAAGGUUCCUGCGAGAUCUGGGAAGAACCGGGUCUCGAAGGUUAGCACUGCUCGGAAUGAUUCGCAUUAUGCGCCGGCGCAGCUUUCGGAGAAGUUGGUUGAAUUUGGGUGGGGGUACUUGGAGAAGUGGGAUAGUCGGCCUUUGGGGGUUGUUUCGAGUCAUUAG